Messenger RNA from Oikopleura dioica, 1086 nucleotides. Lineage: Eukaryota; Metazoa; Chordata; Appendicularia; Copelata; Oikopleuridae. The record is from the annotation of a GenBank genome assembly.
AUGCAACGAGUCACGGACGUAUUUCGGGCAAUUCGAAACUCGGUCAAAUAUGGCGGGCAAAAGACAAAGGAGCAGAAGCAUUUUGAAAAGUCACUGCCACCAGAAGAGUUGGGCGCUUAUAUUAAGUAUCAAAAAGCAGAAAGGGCAAAACAGAGUGGAUUCGAUUGGAACUCUGUUGGCUUUUCGAUGCUUUAUAAUCGAGAGCGAGGCUCACUCGCCUGGGCGAAGAACAACAUCGAUCCAUCGGGAAAAACUAAAGCCAAAUUUGUGAAUCAGAAACUGUUCUCUGAAACUGCUGCGAGAAGAGAACGCAUUUUGUAUACUUUCCGAGAUAUAAAUGAUUUGGAGUGGUGGGACAUGAUGACUGACGAGAAUAUCGAGGGCUUUUCUAAGUGUAAGAUGACGAUGAAUGAAACUGGCACUGGUGUCAUGUGGUAUGGUCACUUGGAUACGAGAGUUCCGGAUAUUGACUGGGGAAGACUUUCGAUGUGGAAAUCCUUCGCGAUGCUGUACACAAAAACGUGGGAAAGAGACUACGGUCGUCCUGAUAAACUGAAUCUCAUCGAAUACAAUUGUUUCGAAUUCCGCAUCCGAGGUGAUGGUCGUCGAUACGAGUUUGACGUCCAUGGCAAUCGAGUUUUCGAACAGUCAACUUCCAUGUGGUCUACUCCAAUUCAUACAAAAGGCGGAUACGAAUGGGAGACGAUCCGAGUUCCAUUCUACCAUUUUUAUCAGCAGCAUAAAGACGCAAAAGUGCGAGAUCAAACUUAUCUUGCCGUGGAAGGUAUCUGGGGUUUCCGCUUUCGACUUCAGGACGAUGUUCCUGGACCGUUUAAAUUGGAGAUUGAUUAUGUCGGCGUGGCCUAUGACUUCGAAUUCAAGACAUUCUCUAAUGACCACUACGAACAAGUGAUGGAGCAAAUGCUCGGAACUCAAGAGAAGUUUUACACGAAUACACAGUCAAUUCAAAACCACUUUUUCCAUGAUCCUUACAGAGCGACGCUUAGAAGGACGACAAAUGUCAAUAACGAUACCACUGCAACUCGUCAAGAAACUCUAUAUGGUGGCCAUGGAACUUUACACUGA